Epithele typhae is the source of this 840-nucleotide messenger RNA. RefSeq lists its product as uncharacterized. Bases 1 to 840 code for a protein of 279 amino acids. The transcript is spliced from 7 exons. The record is from RefSeq and is a predicted model, not a curated record. Lineage: Eukaryota; Fungi; Basidiomycota; Agaricomycetes; Polyporales; Epitheliaceae.
AUGGCGGAGAAAGCACGAUGGCAAAGGAUUGCGGCGUGUUAUGAUGAUGAACACGCACACACGAAACUGCGGAGAAGCCCCAUGUACGUCCUUCACCUCGAAUCCCUCCUCGAAUGCUCCGCGCGUCUUCGACACUCCCUAUCAUGGUUGUCAACCCUUGACUUGUCGCAGCUCGAGACACGACAACGCUCCUCGAUGCAGACCGCCGCCAGAACGUCCCCGCGCCCCGUUCUACUUCCGUCCACUUCCACAAUCGUUCAUGAAGGCGAUGAGGUGGACCAUGAACUAGACGAUGUCCCCGACUUGAAUCCGGACUCGGACGCCCACUCGGAAGACGACGUCAAGAGCGACACAAGCCACGACGAAGAAGACUCCAAGAACCCUGUCCGACUUCUCAGCAGCUCCCAGUCGACGCUGGGAUACCUUUCCACGGACAAUGCUUUUGUCCUUGUCGAUGGCGCGCAACAUCACGAAGAGCGUCGCAUCGUAGAAGAUCUCGCAGACACCGACCGGUUCGAGAGCUGCCGCAAGUUGAACAUCAUCGAGCCAUGUACUCCGUUAUCUGCUGCACCAAACCCGUGCACCUCACCCUUGAAAGCAGCAGCCAACUUCGACGCUGGCGUCCUGGCGCGGGGUACCGUCCGCGUCACGGACCGCGCCCACACCCCGCAGAUUGAGUGCCUAGAAGCAACCCUCAUCGCCGGCUACCACGCGGACUCUCCGACGUCGAUGGGAUAUCCCGGGCACCGGGGUACGGAGGCGGUGGGGGAGGGGCAUUCUGCAGAACCACGCGACGUGGAGCGUGAGGCUGGGGAGGUUUCCAGUGAUGGUGCUAUGUAG